Drosophila gunungcola (fruit fly) is the source of this 1542-nucleotide messenger RNA. RefSeq lists its product as uncharacterized. The record is from RefSeq and is a predicted model, not a curated record. NCBI's taxonomy places the organism in Eukaryota, Metazoa, Arthropoda, Insecta, Diptera, Drosophilidae. Bases 61 to 1533 code for a protein of 490 amino acids. The transcript has 2 exons.
CUCACAGCAGAGACUAAGUUUCCUGUCAAAUCAUAUCGAAUUGAUUGUGCAGUCAAGGAUAUGAUAGACUUAAAUGAAUUUUAUCAACAAUGUCAAAAAAAUAUAAUUGAAAUUAUAAAGCAUUGUAUGAUAGAUUAUCGAGCCAUAAAAUUUAAUUUGAGUGUAUAUGGUACAUAUGUAAAACAAAGAGAUGACGGAGAGACAGUUAGCACAAUAAAGCAUUUUAGAACUGCAUACAAAUCUUUAUACAUUUAUGAAGAUAUUGUAAAUGAGCUGAAUUCUGCAAUAGAAUGUUUACUAACAUUGAGCAGUGAAUUCCAAGAAAAAGACUCUGGCUGGGCUAUUCAAAAUUUUGACUAUUUUGAAACCACCAUUAUAAAACUCGAAAAUAUUCCUGCUAGCGGUUACAUACAGGCUCCUAAAAAAAUAAGAGCCCGAAAUGCGCUUAUAAACGUUCAGAAUACUGACGUAUUUUGUUUUAAGUGGUGCAUACUAGCAUCCAUAGCAAAUAAAGCCCAUGAGAAUGCUAGUUUCUCAACACCACAACAAAGGAAAUAUUCAAGAGAAAAAAUGACAAAACCAAAAAACUACAACAUUAACAUCAAUGAUGAAAUUAUUAUAUAUGACGGAAUAACGUUGAAUUUUUCGGGAAUUAUAUUUCCAAUCGAUAAACUUGGUGUACGACAUUUUGAGAAAAAUAAUGCGGACUUCAGCAUAAACAUUUAUGAAAUUGAUGAAGCUGGCGAAAAAAUUAUUGGACCAACUGUUCAAACAAAAGAAAGAAGACCAAACCACAUAAAUAUUUUGGGUAUCGAUAAUAUACACCAAAAUAUGAUGCACUACGCCUAUAUAACAAAUGUGUUUACAUUAUGUUCAUCACAAUUUUCCAAAGCCAAAUCGGGAGGAUACUUUUGUGAAAAUUGUCUUCAGUGUUAUCACGUUAAAAACACUACACACAACAAAUUUGAAUGCGGAAAAGUGGCGUCGUUUUAUCCAGAGCCUAACACAAAAACGUCGUUUAAAGGAUACCACAAGAAAUUAUCUCCUCCGGUGGUGAUAUAUGCCGAUAUUGAGGCUGUUCUGGAAAGUUACAGAACAUGCCUAAAUUCACCAUCAUCUUCGUCAACAACAAAAGUACAGAAGCAUACUGCCUGUGCAGUAUCAUUUUAUGUUGUACACAAAUAUAAUCCUAGUCAAAACGACUUGUGGACAUACGACGGUGAUGAUUGCAUGCAAAAAUUUUGUACAGCUCUGAAACAAAAAACUUCGAGUCUGUACAACAUAUAUUGGUCAACCCCCAAGAAACCGAGUGUCAGCCCCAUAGAUGUUCGCGCCCAAGAAGGUAAUUGCACCGCCUGUGUGAUGGAAAUAAAUGCGGGCGAUCUGGAUAAAUGCUACAACCAAUUUACUGGACAAUACGUAGGUCCUAUUCAUAAGAAUUGUAAGCCUAAGUACAAGUUAAGUGAUCCAUUCUUCCCAGUAGUUUUCACAACUUAUCGAAAUACGAUCUACAUUUGUUCAUUACAAAACUAGAGGGGGAAU